Molecule: messenger RNA, 1220 nt
Organism: Lolium rigidum
Lineage: Eukaryota; Viridiplantae; Streptophyta; Magnoliopsida; Poales; Poaceae
Product: BOI-related E3 ubiquitin-protein ligase 1-like
Exons: 4
Coding region: 26-1048 (340 amino acids)
Molecular function (GO): ubiquitin-protein transferase activity
Source: RefSeq, a predicted model, not a curated record
UUUCUCCUCUCCUCUUAACUUAACAAUGGCUGUACAGGCGCAGCAGUACCCCCCCAAUCUCCUCUUCCACGAUAGAGGCGAGCCGGACAGGAAGAAGGAGAUGGACAUGCCCAAGCCGCAGCAGCUCGCCGGGGUCUCGCCGGGUCUCUAUUUCGCCACCGGAGGAGCCGUGGGUGGGAAUCGGAGGAAGCGAUCGAGGGAGGCCAUGGCUGCGCCGGCGCCGGGGCCCGUCAAGGAGGAGUACAUCAACCUGUUGGCGCUCCAGCAGCAGCAGCAGCAGCCGGCGCAGUUUUUCAACAUCCACAACGGCAACAGGGUCGCGUCGGCCUCCCCGUCCCCCGCCCCGGCGGCGCGCGUGUCCACGGGCCUGCGGCUGGCAUUGGACGAGCAGCAGCAGCGGCAUCAGCAGCAGAUGACUAGUUCCCUCUGCUACGCCGCGUCCCCCUCGCCGUCCCCGCUCGGCUCGCUCUCCGACGAGCUCGCCGGGCAGAUGAAACAGCACGGGGAGGAGCUCGACAGGUUCAUCCGGGAGCAGGGCGAGCAGCUCCGGCGCGCCAUCGCGGACCGCGUGCGCCACCACAACCGGGCCCUGCUGGUGGCGGCGGACAAGUCGGCGUCGCGGCGGCUCCGGGAGAAGGCGUCCGAGGCGGAGCGCGAGGCGCGGCGCGGCGCGGAGCUGGAGGAACGGCUGGCGCGGCUCCGGGCGGAGGCGGCGGCGUGGCAGGCCAAGGCGCUCUCGGAGCAGGCCACCGCCGUCGCGCUCCACGCGCAGCUGCAGCAGGCGGCGGCGCGGGCCUCGUGCGAGGAGCUCGGCGCCGAGGCCGGGGGCCCGGCGGAGUCCUCGUCGUCGGCCUACGUGGACCCUCGCCGCGCCGGGUCCGGGUCGUGCCAGGGCUGCCGUCGCGGGCCGGCCACGGUGGUGCUCCUCCCCUGCAGGCACCUGAGCCUGUGCGGCGGCUGCGUCGCCGCCGGCGAGACGGAUGUCGCCCUGGCGUGCCCGGUGUGCCGCUGCGUCAGGACCGGCAGCGUGGAGGCCAUCCUCUCGUGACCUGGCCGCGGGCCCACCUCGGCCGUCCGUCCUGUGAGUGCUCGAUCGAUCGAAGCAUUGCAUCCUGCACAACCGUAGAUUAUGGUUCAAUCCAAAGACUGGAAAAUAGACCAAGAAAUUAGUAGGAACUUAGAUUUUUUUCUUUUUGAUCAAGCUUCUGUUCAUAUUUUUC